AUGGAGAAGGAAUUUUUAAUUGGUAAUCUGGAUGUAAGAGUAUCUAGUCUUGAAAAUAAGAACUCUGUUAAAGAUGCGAAGAUUUCCGAACUUCAAGCAAAUCUUGAUGGUAUAACAACUUUAUUCUUUGACCUGAAACAACGCUUACAUGAGAAGUUUGGUGAUGAUUUUCAACCCUUGAGCGCUGAAGGCGAAAAGAUUUCUACUUCUACUUCUAAUCCAGUUAAUCCACCUUCUCAAUGUGUAAGUGAAAGAGUUGUUAGACCUACUCCGGAUGCGAAUCUUUACACUUUUUUAUCUUCUGGUCCUUCUUCUGCUCAAGAAAGAAGAGAGAAGCAAGCUCGAAUUGAGGAGCUGAAAGGGAAGAUGUUAGUAAUGAAGCAUUCAGAUCAGAAUGUUUCAGUUUUUAUCACCUUUGCCUCUGCACUCUUCCCACUCUUCCAUGGAUUGAAUAACCCUGGAAGCUGA
Messenger RNA from Lactuca virosa, 468 nucleotides. Lineage: Eukaryota; Viridiplantae; Streptophyta; Magnoliopsida; Asterales; Asteraceae. The record is from the annotation of a GenBank genome assembly.